ACGAAAAUGAAAGCUCGGAACAUUUUGCUUUGCCUUUCUAUAGUACUAUGUAUCUUAUCAUGCGAUACAAAAAGUUGCUGUAAACUAGGGCACGAUGCAUGUGAAAUACAACUAUCGUUUGAUGUUUUUCAUCCUUCAUCUGGAAGUAAAAAAGGAAAUUCUCCACCAAUCAUUCUUCUCCACGGAAUUUUAGACUCAAAACGGACUUGGAAAUUUAUUGCACAACCUCUUGCUGAUAAUACCAAACGAACGGUGUUUACUGUCGAUGCUCGAAACCAUGGUGACAGUCCUUAUACGAAAGAUUUUAGCAUGGAUAUUUUAGCAGAUGAUCUUGAAGAUUUCUUUGAGCAAAAUAAUAUAUCUAAAGCAAUUUUAGUUGGUCAUAGUAUGGGUGGAAAAACAUCACAAACAUUCUCACUCAGACAGCCGAAUAAAGUAGAAAUGUUGAUUGUGGAGGAGAUGUCAACGGAGAAUCUGACUAGCAUCAUCCCAGCUCCAGUAAUGCAAAUACUGAUCAGCCUUCUAAGGAAAUCUCUUGACAUUGUCCCAGACGGCUCAACCGAAUAUGUGGCUUUCAAGAUUGUAAAAGAGUAUCUCUUAAAGAGAGUACCUGAGGCUCUGUUAAAUGCCGAAGCUUUUGAUGUAGCACCUUUGUAUUUGAUAAAUGGUGAUUUAAUUUACAAGGUCAACCUUGACGUUUUAGAAGAAAAGGUUUAUACGGAUGCCUUCGAAAACCAGAUAAGUGGACUAUAUCGAGAUAGAGCGCUGUUUAUUUAUGGGACAAAGUCCCUUUUUGCAGUUGCUGAAGACAAAAGGAUAAGAAAGUAUUUUCCACAAGCUGAGUUCCUAGGAUUCCGUGAUGGGAACCACUUAACUCACCAAAAAUAUCCAGAAGCAUUUGUUCGAGAAGUUUCAAGGUUCAUAACUGGAGUUAUAGAUCCAGCAUCUACUUGCUAGCUUCCGUCAUCUUAUUAAACUAAUCAUUUAUGUAAUUUAUGUAAAAAAAAAGUCAUAAAUAACUCAUGUAGAAAAUAUAUGCAUUAUUCAACUUAACCUUUAACUAAGACUUAAGAAGAAUUCUGAAUCACAUGUUAAAAACAUUUUUCAUCCGCUGUUCACAGUAUCACUUUCCAUGAUUUCAUA
Molecule: messenger RNA, 1143 nt
Organism: Uloborus diversus
Lineage: Eukaryota; Metazoa; Arthropoda; Arachnida; Araneae; Uloboridae
Product: protein ABHD11-like
Exons: 6
Coding region: 7-957 (316 amino acids)
Source: RefSeq, a predicted model, not a curated record